AUGAGUUCGAACCUGCAGCGAGACGGGGACGACUGGGUGGCGGCAUAUGGCAGCCCGGCCAUCAGUCGGCCCAACAGCCUGUCCUUCCACGGCUCGGGCACGUGGGCCGUGGGCAGUCGAAGUCCCUACCGCAAGAGCGGCGAAUGGGCCGCUGGUGUGGGAGAUGAAGGAGAUGAGGGAGAUUACGGAGACGAAGCUGGUGGCCAAGGGCAUGAGGGGAGCGGCGAGGACGCGCCCCCUGCCGCUAUCCCGCCCGAGGAGCUCUCCAAGCUGGCACGCGAAGCUGCCGAGUGGGACUUCGCUGCAGUGCUCCAACGACGGCACUCACCGCGGCGCCGACUGGCUGCCCUUUUCGUCUACGCCCUCGCCCUGGGCGCGCUCACGGUGGGCACGUGGUUCGUGCCCUGCCUGGAGCUCAAGACAGACUCGCUCGUGGUGGACUACCUCGACACCGCCUGUCUGCCGUGGAGUUCGUUCGCGCUCUGGAUGGCGCUCCUCCUCGCCGGCUUCACCUACGUCUCCUUCUGGACCUGCGGGCGCGACAACCCCUUCCAGGGACCCUCCCGCACCUACUACGAUGUUCUGUUGUUGAUUCCGGCGGGUUGCGUGCUGUUCUUCCUGGGACCGGUGUACACGAUCGCCAGCGAGACCAAGCCCAACAUGGCGGGCGCCGAGCUCACGGCGCGACUGCUCGGAAUGAACCAGAACAACUUUGGCUUCAGCGUGCUGUACUCGCAUCUGGAGAAGCUCAAGGUGUUCAAUCGCCUGGGCACCAAGCUGAGCACCGGCUACUGGCUCCGCCUCACCUGCGCUGAGAUGAGCGCGCUGGCGCUGGUCGUGCUCUUCCUCAUCCCAUUCCUCGGCUUCCACCUGUGGCUCUUGUACCUUGGCGACUGGUUCACGAUGGUCCUGUUCGUCAUCGUCUACGGCGUCUUUGUCACUCUCCUCUACCUCAUCGGCCUCGCCGGGCUGUGGCACAACCGAUUCCGAUUUUCGAUGCACCACUACUUCGUGGCGGCCUUCCUCAUCCCGUGGACGUGCUUCUUCAAUCCCAUCUCCGCCGUUCUGCAGGCCCUCCUCGCCGGCAUCUUCACCGAAGGAGUGAGCCGAUGGUCGUUCGCGCGGCUGUUCCGAAGCAUCCCGCAUGAGCGGAGGAUCAUGCUCUAUCUAGAUUGGGUAAAGCACGAACACAGCGACUUCCUCUCCGACUACUCCGAGGAGCUCACCCGCUACGAGGUCCUGGGUCGCGCCUUCUGA
This is a messenger RNA of Acanthamoeba castellanii str. Neff, 1257 nucleotides long. RefSeq lists its product as uncharacterized. The record is from RefSeq and is a predicted model, not a curated record. The transcript is spliced from 7 exons. Lineage: Eukaryota; Discosea; Longamoebia; Acanthamoebidae. Bases 1 to 1257 code for a protein of 418 amino acids.